UCGUCUCUUUCUUUACUUCUAUUCUCUCUAUUUCAAUCCUUCUCUCUCUCUCUCUCUCUCUCUCUCUCUCUCUCUCUCUCUUCCUUUUCCCUCUCUUCAUAUAUCAAUUACUCCUUAUAUCUUAUGUUUAGCUUUCAGCCUCACCAUUGAUCCAAAAAAAACCAAGAAAAAAAUUUCUUUACAAAUCCAUGGGAAAGUUGUUAAUCAUUCUUCUCAAUCUCUUGAUGUUCCUUGGUUGCUUCGCAGCCAUUUCUCAAGCCCAAUUGAAAUUUGGAUUCUAUGCUCGAUCUUGUCCUCCGGCGGAAUCCAUUGUCCGUAGAGUCGUAAACAACGCCGUUCAAAACAAUGCCAACAUGGCCGCCGUAUUACUCCGCCUCCACUUCCAUGACUGCAUCGUCGAGGGUUGCGAUGGUUCAAUCUUAGUCGACAACGGGCCGAGGUCGGAGAAACUUGCUUUUGGGCAUCAAGGGGUGGGGGGUUUUGAAGUAAUAGAGAGAGCAAAGAGUGAAUUGGAAACACAAUGUCCAGGAGUAGUUUCUUGUGCUGACAUAGUGGCUAUGGCCGCAAGAGAUGCCAUUCUAAUGGCAAAUGGACCGGAGUACGAGGUUCUGACUGGUCGGAGAGACGGUAGGGUUUCGGAUGUUUCUCUGGCGGAUGAUCUGCCGGAUGUGAGUGAUUCAAUUCAAGUUUUGAAGAAGAAAUUUGCUGAGAAAGGGAUGACUGACAAGGACUUGGUUUUACUCACUGCGGCUCACACAAUCGGAACCACCGCAUGCUUCUUCAUGGAAAAACGGCUCUACGACUUCUUCCCGGACAGCAGCGGCAGAUCGGACCCGGACAUAAACCCGACAUUGCUGUCGGAGCUAAAGUCGCAAUGCCCUCGAAAUGGCGACGUCAAUGUCCGCCUUGGCAUCGACCGUGGCAGCCCCCGUACCUUUGACAUCAACAUUCUUCAAAACAUAAGGAAUGGCUUCGCCGUCCUCGCCUCCGACGCUCGACUAAAUGACGACCCGUCGACCCGAGCCGUCAUGGACUCAUAUUUCAGCCCACUCGCCCCCAUUCUAGGCCCAUCGUUUCAAGAUGAUUUUGUCAACUCCAUUGUGAGAAUGGGUCAAAUUGGGACUAAAACUGGCUCUCGAGGAGAGAUUCGAAGGGUUUGUUCUGCUUUUAACUAAGGGUAAAUUAUUCACUUUGAAAAAGGUAUAAUAUAUGGGGAGAAUUUAUAUGUGAUAUGAUGAAGUUGGGUAUUUGUGUUUUUGUAAGUAAUGUUUUUUUUUUUUUUUUAAUUAAUUGGAUUUCUUUCUUUCGGUUUGGUUUUAGAGUUGUUGGGAUUGGGAAUAAUAUUUGGAAAUGGGUGAUACAAAAUAUAUAUUCUACUGUGAUUUGAAUAUAUGUAAAUCUUUUACGCUUUAAUGAUUAUUGACUAAGGCUUGAAUAAUCUUAUUUAAGAUUAA
This is a messenger RNA of Benincasa hispida (wax gourd), 1454 nucleotides long. RefSeq names its product peroxidase superfamily protein. NCBI's taxonomy places the organism in Eukaryota, Viridiplantae, Streptophyta, Magnoliopsida, Cucurbitales, Cucurbitaceae. The record is from RefSeq and is a predicted model, not a curated record. Gene Ontology annotation, biological process: hydrogen peroxide catabolic process; response to oxidative stress. Gene Ontology annotation, molecular function: peroxidase activity; heme binding.